CCGGCCCGCUCGCCUGUCAACCUCCCCGCCGGCAUCCGCCGCCCGCCGGAAGCGCUGCCCGUCGCCGGGGGAACACCGCCCCGCCCCGCCCGCCGCCGCACACCGUCCGGGCGCGCCCGCCGCUCCCUCGCACCGUUCCGCGGGCAUGGAGCGCCCCGGCCUCGGCAUGUUCCCUGCGGGCGGCGGCGGGCCGGGUCCCGAGGAGUCGCUCGGCGCCGCCUGCCCGGCGCUGCGGAGCCUGCCGCCCGGGCUGGCGCUGGGGCCGUCGUUGUCCCGGGCGCGGGGCACGGGCGUGUGGUGCGUGGGCCGGGCCCUGCCCGCCGGGGCGCUCCUAGGGCCGCCCGGCGGGGCCUGGGAGGAGGCGGCGGGGCCGGGCUGGAGGAGCCUGGUGCAGCGGAGCCCGAAGGAGGCGGAGGCCAACGUGGCGCUGGGCUGGGCGGGCGGCCGGCUGCAGCUGCGGGCGCGGCGGCCCAUCGCGGCGGGCGCGGAGCUGCUCUACUGGCCCGAGGAGGCCCGCGGGGCCGCGGCGGAGGAGCGGCGGCCGGACGGAGGCGAGGGGAUAGCGGCGCCGCGGGAGGCCGGGCCGAGGGGGCGGCCGGCGGCCGUCGCGGAGGCGGCGGUGGCGGUGCAGGGGGACGGGGCCUCUCCCGGCGGGACGGCGGCGGAGCCCCUCGCAGGGGAUCCCGAUGUCUCCAGGGUGGUAGCUGACGAAACCACAGUCCUUGAUGUCCCUAUUGAGGUUAGCAGGCUGGCCGCCAAACCUUUCCACAGGCUGCAAGAACAGGAAAGCACAACUUCUGAACGUGAGCCAUGGCAAGCCGGGGUGCUGAGGACCGAAAAUCAGCACCUCAAGCCCAUCUCAACUGUUAAGGCCAAUGGCAGGUGCAAGGAAGAAUUGGAUGAGGGUGUGGAUCCCAGAUCUGCAGCAGAAAAAGUGGAGAUGGGGCAUAAAGAGGCAUGUGCAGGAGACCUGGAUCUGUUGUCGCCCUCAAGCGGGAUUCGACUCAGUGCUCGCUUGGUUGGUAAGCCAUGCAAGGUGCAUGCUCUGGCCAGCCAGCUCCAGAAGUGCCUGCAGGACUGCGAUGGCAGGACAGCUGGGCAGGAAUCCCAGCAGCCCAGUCCUUCUGAAGGAGAGAGUGUAGAGACUUGUGAGAAAGAGAGCAAAACUUCCAAAGACUCCAAACUAGCAUCGCCAGAGCAUGGGGGAAAGGGCCCACUGGAGGGGCCCAAGAGGCAGGAGGAGUAUAUGGAGCUAGUGGAGGGUCAUUCUGGCAGCCCAGGCCCCUCGCCAAAGGCUCUGUCCCAGAAGGAGAUGGUCAAGCGCAAGUACCGCUGUGGGGAGUGUGGCAAAGCCUUCCUGCAGCUCUGCCACCUCAAGAAGCACCACUUUGUCCAUGCUGGCCAUAAGCCCUUCCUGUGCACGGAGUGUGGCAAGAGCUAUAGUUCAGAGGAGAGCUUCAAGGCCCACGUGUUGGCCCACCGGGGUGUGCAGCCUUUCCAGUGCAGCCAGUGCGACAAGGCUUACCGCACCAAGCGAGACUUGCAGGAGCACCAGGUCCUGCACACCGGUCAGCGCCCCUUCUCCUGCGAGCAGUGUGGUAAGGCCUUUGCACGCCGGCCCUCUCUCCGCAUUCACAGGAAGAUCCACCUGGCCACUGGGACUGGCCCGGCUGGUCCCAAGGGAUGCCAGUGUGCCAUAUGUGGACGUCACCUGGCCAACCCCGGCUCCUUGCGCAACCACAUGCGCCUGCACACGGGGGAGCGCCCUUACGCUUGUCCCUACUGUGGCAAGGACUUCCGACAGCAGAGCAACCUGCGUGAGCAUCUCCGGCUGCACACAGGCGAGAAGCCCUAUAAGUGCCACUUCUGUGGCGACGCCUUUCCCAAGCUGCCAGAGCUGCGACGACAUCUCAUCUCCCACACGGGUGAGGCCCACCUGUGCACUGUCUGCGGCAAGGCGCUGCGGGACCCCCACACACUGCGUGCCCACGAGCGCUUGCACACAGGCGAGCGCCCUUUCCGCUGUGAGCAGUGUGGCAAGUCCUACACCCUGGCCACAAAGCUGCGGCGCCACCAGAAAUCCCACCUGGCUGACAAGCCCUACAAAUGCAAGCUCUGUGGCAUGGGCUACACCCUUCCCCAGAGCCUUGCACGCCAUGUGCUCACCCACAAGGCAGAAAAGGACCCCAAGGAACUCACUGCUGCAGUGGCCUCUCUUGCUGUGGACCUACCCCAGGCAGCAAGGAAAAGGCCUCAGAGGAAGGGCCACCAGGAGGAGGUUGCGGCAGAGCCCACCUUGCUCAUGGUGGAGGUGCCGGGGCCAGCAAAUGAGGCCGAGUUGCUGAUCACAGCAAGCGGUCACUGCAUUGCUGCUUACCAGUCUCAAGGCAGCCCCCGAGAUCCCGGGGCACACGGGAGGCCCAUUGGGCAUUUGCCAUCAGCAAAGGACAUCAUUGAAAUCACCAUCUCCGAGCAUGAGGACAAGUGCAUUAUAGUGCAGGACAAGGGCUCACCGAGUGAUGUGGUCAUCGUCCAGGAGGGGGUAGGCUUUGGAGCAGUGGCAGAAGUGGUGGAGGUUGAGACCGGGACCUGACUGUCCCAGCCUGCCCCGGCUGAUCUUAUGUACUUAUUAAAAUGGGGUGAAAAACAAACAAAAAACCUAGCUCUCUUGUCUCUCUGUAGCAACAAGGGCCCGUGGCUCACCCCCAGGCAGAGCUGGCAGUCUUGGAGGUAACUGCCUGUGUAGACCUGGGUCUUUUCAGUAGCUGCCCCUUGGAACUAUGAGCCUACGCAUCGCACAUGCCGGGCCUGGUGCAGGGGAAGCAUUGGCUGUUGACAGGAAUAACUUCUGAGAGAAGACACCCACAGCGUUAAUGAGCAGUGUGUCUGCUCUGCCUCUGUUACGCUGUCAGUGGGUGACAGUGCAUCGUGGGGAAGGCAGGAAAAGUCUCAAAGCAGCGGCUUUGAACAAUGCCUUCCUUUCAAGUUUUCCUUUAUUUAAUUGUUGCUAUUCUGGUACUUUCCUGGGCUUUUACUCUUGGAGCUCAGCAGCACUUAUCAUCUGAAGGUGAUGCUGAUGCCAGACAUUGCUGGGAAGCAGCUUCCCAAGCGUUUACAAGAUGUCUCUCUUGUGGGUGUUUUGAAGAGCAUUUUUCACAGUUAGCAGAAGCAAAGUCCUGCCUUGGAGCUAGGGUUGAGUGUUCUUUCUCCGCUGUCACCUGGUUUGCCUGGCAUCAGCUUCCUGGCAGUGACUGGACGGUCUGUCUGAGGACACGAAAGGAUAGCUUUGUGUCUCAUUGUGCAAAUAGCAUUGUACAGUCAAACUCUCACUGUCCCCAGUAAGGGUUGAACUGUUCAUCUUGGUAUGCUCAGAACAUUUUGCCCUUCCCCUCCACAUUCAAGUUGGGUUCAUUAUUCUGUUUCCCUUUCUCACAUUCUUGCUUCCUCUAUUCCAUGUUGUUCCUGCGCUUGCACCAAAAAGCUAAAAGACAGCACCACCACAGCUACACCCCAGUGUUCCCACUGCUCCAUCUUCAGUGCUCAUUUGCCAACUGAGGCACGAUGAAGGAAACUGAUCCCGUUUCAGGAAGGAAGGGCGCAGUUCCCAAUGCCACGUGACCAUGGCCUCAUAAGGAAGAGACCAACCGUACCAGCCCUAGCAGAGAUCUUUCGGACUUGCCCACCCUGUGCUCCCUUUUCACGUGUUACACAAACACUGCUUUCAUUUGCUGCAUCCUCAGUUUUGGCUGUUCUUGCUCUCUGUCUGCCCCUUUCUAACAUCUGCAUUUCCCCAAAAAGUUUUGUUUAGAGGCUUAAAUUCUCUGGGCUUUUUACGCCCACUGCGCAAGAGGAGAGUAUAGGGUCACUGGGGAAUCAUCAGUAGCACAGUUCCCUUUUGGGGUGCUAUGAACGCAGUGAUGUGACAAUCUGAAAAGCCUCUCUUUGUGGCUUCUACAUUCAACUUUUUCCAUAAACUUUUAUGACCAGUUUGAAGACAAGGUGCUAGAGUCAGAUCCACGACACUUUGAAGUGAAGAUGGAAGGUGAAUCCAGCUAAUAAACCUUUGGGUGUCCUUAUUUUUAGCUAUUUUCUUUAAAGCCAGGGGGCAGAUGAGCUCAGUCCUUGCCCUGAGUGCCUGGAGAGGGACCAGUGGGAGCAGAAGUGUAUGAGGGGGGUUUGUAUUUGAAGCCACAGUGUUUCCUACUGCUCUCCCUUUGGUGCCCAUUCUAACUCUUGCAGUUUUCAAAUAUUGACACAGCUGCAAAGUGUUCCGGCCGGAGCUGGGCUCGUGCGCUGUUUGAAGCAUGUGCCCUCUGUCACAGCACAACCAGGAGAGAAGGGGGAACGACUGGGGGAAGGGGAGAAUCCAGGCCCCUAUUGCUUAAUCUGCUGACCUGUAACUGCCUUCUUUGUUCUGAGAUAAUAGGAGAGGAAAAAGUAGGAACAAUUAUGAAUUAGGAGGUCCUCAGAGAAAUACUGCUAACCUAACAGCUGAUCUGAGUAGGUAGGGGGAGGUCUGUGCUGUGCUGCACGUAUCACUUGGCUGCAGGAUAAACUUAGCUGGCUCAUCCUGACUGAGGAGCCCAUAGGUGGCUCCCACUGGGCACCUCAUGAUGAUGCCACCACCGUGUCUUUGUUUCUUAGAAGCAGCGUGUUCUUAUGUCAACAAUCUUUUGCUUGACAGCAAAACAUGAAUAAAAUCGUUUACUCCUAAAAAAUUUCUAUAAAAGCCCUGAAGACCAUGAUGCUGGUGAACAUCAACAUGGGUGGAAUCUGUGCAGCGUGCCAUGGCCUGACUAGAUAUCUCUCCGAUGCUGUACAACUUGGUGUUUGCAGCAUCUGAAGGGGUGUAGGAUUGUCUAAUGCUAUACCCUUUCUUGUGUUAUAUCCAACAAACAGUAUUUUAUUUAAUAUGUUAUGGGCUCUGAAGGCCUUUCUGACUGGGAUCCAUAACAAACACUUGCACCAGUGCAUUGCAUUUGGUGUAGUUGGCAGGAUCCUGGUGAGAAACGCCUUACUGGAAGAAGGAUAGCAAGGAAAAGGAUGGGUGCCUGCUUGGUCCCGCACACUGGCAUGGGGAACAGUCACACAGUAUGCUGCAUUAUAAUGCUGAUAAUCAUUUUGCUUUGGGGCAGCAGACACGUGGAUCACCUGGCUGGCUGGAGAUCCUGUGCACCUGUGACCCUUACACCUUCAGGCAGCAAGCACACGGGUCUCCAGGCUGGUGGGACUCCACCAUGCUGGCAGGGCUUCAUCAGGGCUUCAGGGUGCUGCUGCAAUGCUCUGGGGCGACAAGCGCACAUCCAUCUGUCAGAUGGUUGGGGUCCUUCAUGCUGGCAGCGCCUCACCAGGUAUCAGGCAUGCACGUAAACUUAAGUGUUACGCUUAAACCUUACACCACGGCCAGGGUUCAACCCUCAGCCAGCUUGUAAACUGGCUUAAACCUGACCAAGGUGUUUGAAUGAAAAGGCGGCAGCAGGUUGUGAGGGAAGGGGAUGAUUCCCCGGGUCCUGAAGUUCUGUGAGGGGAUGGGGGAUUCAUCCUUUGUAAUUGUACCUAAAGCGUUGCAAUUGAUGCAAUUGAUGAUCAAACUCUAUAGCCCACUUCAGGAAAAUAUUCAGCAAUACCCAAAGUAUUGAACCAGCAAACUGUAACCGUCAUAGAGCAGACAAAGGCCCAAGAAAAUAGGCCAAGGCCAAACCCUCUAUACUCUGCUCCCUGGAAGCUGGAAAAAUAGUUACAUAGGAAAUAAACAGCAAAGACUUUUUUCACUUAAAAAGAAGAGUCAACUCAUAGAGGGAAAGAGAUCAAAACUCCCAGCUGGGUUGGAAGCCAUAACUCUGGGAGGGUAGAGGUACAAAUCUUAACUCUUUUACCCUAAGAAAGAAAAUAGCAUCCAUCACUCAUAGGUGGGUGAAGGCAGAAAGAAAAUGAAAUGAUAAAAUUUACUUACAGGAAUGGUGAAUAGAUGGAAGAGUUAAAUGUUCGAGGGGUAGAAGUCAAAGCCCCUGGAGAGGUGAUAGCUGAUGCAUGCUGUCCUGCUGCAGAGGCUAACCACAGCAGUGGGAGAAACAGAGAGGAGCCCUAGAAGGGCGUUACAGAACAAGAAAAGGCUACAAAGAGCCAGCAUCUUUAAUUACUAACAUUGUUGAAAGAUACCAGAAGGGGAUGGAAAAACGUCCCAGGAUGUAGUUAAAAAUCUCCAAUUACAAAGCAAAACCAAUCAUAGAGUCAUAGAAUGGCCUGGGUUGGAAGGGACCUCAAAGAUCAUCUAGUUCCAACCCCCCUGCCAUGGGCAGGGACACCCUCCACUAGACCAGGUUGCUCAGAGCCCCAUCCAACCUGGCCUUGAACACUUCCAGGGAUGGGGCAUCCACAACCUCUCUGGGCAACCUGUUCCAGUGCCUCACCACCCUCACAGUAAAGAAUGUCUUCCUAAUACCUGGUCUAAAUCUAUGUAAAGAAAAAGUUGAAACUUAAGUGAUGGAUGUAACCUUGAGUAAUCUUGAGCUAAAAGGUUUCAGCAGUUACAGUUACCAACCCAAUGGCCCUGGUAGGUGGGUCUGUCCUGUUUCACAGAGGGAAAGAAGGAUGGCAACUGGAAAAGAAGCAGCCAGACAUAGUGACAGAAUGGUUGGAUUCAGUAAGGUGUUUUUUUUAAAACAAGUGUUUAAGCAACAGAAUUAAUGUAGGAACGAGAACAGAAGUAAGGUUAAAGGAACGUGACAUAGGUGAGUAUUAAAGGAUAUUCAUACCUGUUUGAUAACCAAGCUUAACUUCUGUCUUCUAGUGUUGCUUAAAGUUAACCCUAUAUAAUGCAUGAUACCGUGAAAGAUGCUUCAAAGGAAGGACAAGAAGAUGGUAAAAAUCUAUGCGUAAAUACAACAAUGUUGACUUAAACUGCAAUGCAAAGGCUGCCUGGUUAUUAUAAAGAAGAGACAGAGAGAUAUGCAGGAAUGAAAAUAAAAAAGUGACUGAGAGUAUUGGAAGCUCUUAUGAAGUGAAAUACUCCGGCGAUCCGCGUUACAAGUUGAGAUGAGAAGGUGCAGGCUGGUGCUGCACGUACAACUUGGCUGCAGGAUAAACUCAGCUGGCUAAACCUAACAUGGGGGAGCCUACGGUGCUUCUGCUUGGCACCUGGUGGUGAUGCCACCACCACGUCCUUGUCUUUAGCUUAGAGUGAGGCAGCAUAUUCUUAGGUGAACAUCCUUUUGAUUGACAGCAGAAAUGACAGAGUUCUUCUGAGAAAAUCCUAUAAAAACCUUUAAGACUGCAAUGCUGGUGAACCUCAGCACAGGCACUGUCUGUGCAGCGCAGCAUGGGCUGAUGCUGUACUACUUGGUGUUCCCAGCGUCUGAAGGGAUGUAUGAUUAUCUAAUGC
Messenger RNA from Grus americana (Whooping crane), 7381 nucleotides. It is a transcript of the gene ZNF408, whose product is annotated as zinc finger protein 408. NCBI's taxonomy places the organism in Eukaryota, Metazoa, Chordata, Aves, Gruiformes, Gruidae. Bases 146 to 2593 code for a protein of 815 amino acids. Gene Ontology annotation, molecular function: RNA polymerase II transcription regulatory region sequence-specific DNA binding; DNA-binding transcription factor activity, RNA polymerase II-specific. Gene Ontology annotation, biological process: regulation of transcription by RNA polymerase II. The transcript is spliced from 3 exons. The record is from RefSeq and is a predicted model, not a curated record. Gene Ontology annotation, cellular component: nucleus.